AUGGCAAACCACACCAUGAAGGAUGCUCGCAGCAUUCAUGGCACCAACCCUCAGUAUCUGCUGGAGAAGAUCAUUCGAAUGCGAAUCUAUGAGUCCAGGUACUGGAAAGAAGAGUGCUUUGGGCUCACAGCUGAACAGGUAGUUGAUAAAGCCACGGAGUUAAGGUUUGUGGGUGGCAUGUCUGGUGGCCACAUCAAACCAGCUCCUUUCCUUUGCUUGACUCUGAAGAUGCUACAACUCCAACCUGAGAAGGAAAUCAUUGUGGAGUUGAUCCAAAAUGAAGACUUCAAGUAUGUCCGCCUGUUGGGUGCACUUUACCUCAGGCUGACAGGCACUGCCCUGGAUUGUUACAAGUACUUGGAGCCUCUGUACAAUGACUACAGAAAAAUCAAGAGGCAGAACCCUAAUGGGGAGUUGGAACUGAUGCAUGUGGACGAGUUUAUUGACGAGUUGCUCCACAGUGAGAGGGUUUGUGAUGUCCUUCUGCCACAUCUCCAGAAACGUUCUUUACUAGAAGAAGCUGAGCAGUUGGAGCCUCGGGUUAGUGCUCUUGAAGACAUGGAUGAUUAGAAGUCCAGUGAAGAGGAAGAACAUGAGAAGUUGGAAAGAGCUCGAUCACCUGAUCACUGCCAGAGAAGCUCCCAAGACUUAGGCCAGCCCACGCAUUGUCCCACACUGUGCUACAAAAGGCGGAGCAGAUCACCUCCUAGAUGGAGUCUCUCUCCCAAGAGGAGUCCCUCCCCUCAACAAACAAGACGUGGCAGCCAGAAUCCAAGGCAUCACCCUAGCAGCUCCCGACAGAGAUGUCUUAGGCCUCUCUCCAUGUUCUUAGGUCAUCAUUGUAUUCACAGACAUAGAAACCACUCAAAGGCUCCUGAAAGAUCCAAGAAAAGCCACAAGAAGCGUGGAAGAUGGAAUGAAUAA
Molecule: messenger RNA, 924 nt
Organism: Suncus etruscus (white-toothed pygmy shrew)
Lineage: Eukaryota; Metazoa; Chordata; Mammalia; Eulipotyphla; Soricidae
Product: pre-mRNA-splicing factor 38A-like
Exons: 2
Cellular component (GO): precatalytic spliceosome
Source: RefSeq, a predicted model, not a curated record